Coniophora puteana RWD-64-598 SS2 is the source of this 557-nucleotide messenger RNA. RefSeq lists its product as uncharacterized. Lineage: Eukaryota; Fungi; Basidiomycota; Agaricomycetes; Boletales; Coniophoraceae. The transcript has a single exon. The record is from RefSeq and is a predicted model, not a curated record. Bases 88 to 276 code for a protein of 62 amino acids.
GUCCCUCCCACCUUCAGGAUCCCACAGCGAUUUCUUCACAUAUUCGCUCCUCCCCACGACAGCCAAAUCUACCUCUGCCCUCUGAGGAUGUGUGCACGGGAGAAUCACACGGCCAAUCCUGGCAAGGCUUGCGUCGCGGUCAAGCUCGCCGUCGUUGCGGGAGAUAAUAUGCGCAACAAAGAAACAGUGUUCUUUCCCUGCAACUGUGAUACCCUCCGCGUGUGGCUCUUCUUCCCGCUCGAGAAGCACCCGUGCAACAGUUGUGCGGAACACUAGCGUGCCCGCGCAAAUGCCUCGCUCAGACCAAAGUUUCGGCGACGGAAGAUGAGGCGCAUCUUCGUUCGUUGGCGGUGUGUACACUGGGUUCGGAGAAUCAGGGCUGAUAGCGCGGCGCGGGGUUGGCGCCACAUUCAGUCGCCUUAGCUUCAGCCUCCCAUUGGUGGUGCCGGGGUUUAUCGAGGUAUCGCCGUUGCCUUCAACGAUAAACCAAGCACGCACCAUGGACUCCCCGACAUCGGCCCCGCCAAUAGGAUCGUAUAUUGAUUCGUACUGCUGAU